Pygocentrus nattereri (red-bellied piranha) is the source of this 857-nucleotide messenger RNA. It is a transcript of the gene apoa2, whose product is annotated as apolipoprotein A-II. The record is from RefSeq and is a predicted model, not a curated record. Bases 124 to 546 code for a protein of 140 amino acids. Lineage: Eukaryota; Metazoa; Chordata; Actinopteri; Characiformes; Serrasalmidae. The transcript is spliced from 4 exons.
AUGGCCAGACUGAUAUAUGGGUGAAAGGCAGACAUAUAUCUGCAGACUCAGCUGGUGAACUUGCCUGCAGUCUUGGAGCUCUCUGGCCUUCCACACUCUCCACAGGAUCCUCACUGUCUCAAGAUGAAGCUGGCAUUAGCUCUCAUUGUUGCACUCCAAGUGUCGGUGUGCUUGUGUGACGUGCCUCAGCCCAGCAAGGAACUGGUAGAUAAGUAUACAGGUCUGAAAGAGACCUUCCUCAAAAGGAUCGUGCAUUUUUAUGAAAGUCUUCAUGAGACCGUCGGGACCUUGGCGGAGGGCACCAUCACUGGGGAGAAAGCCAAGGAGCUUGCAGAGCAUGUGAAAAGUGACCAACGAGCCAAGGCUGUCAGCGCGCUGAUCGCUGGACUGGCCGAGGAUCUGGAGCCCCUUCUGGAAAAGGCGCGCUUGGGUGGUCUUGGUCUGUACGAAGAGUACCUGCGCCCCCACAUUGGUGAGCAGCUGGACCACUUCAUCACCAGUGUCAAGCCCGUGCUGGACGCAGUCCUACCAACAGAGGACAGCUAAACCGUAUGAUCGCCAACCCUCUCCCCACUCCUCCGAGUGUGUUUCCCUUGAGGCUGAGCUGUGCUUUAAGCCUAGCUAUACAUUCUCACAUACAUUAGAGAUCAAAUGUACUAAACAUGCACAGCAUUAACACAGAAAUAAGUCAACAGAGCUAACUGUGUGAUAGGUAGCCGUGUUACUAGCAAAUCCAUUUUGAGACGUAUAUUACAGGCUCAUUACUGUAUAUAUCUGUGUAUUUUGAUGCUCUUCUGUACAAUGUAUGGGAAAACACCAUAAUUUGUUCAGCAAGAAUAAAAACAAAAUGAAAACCA